This is a messenger RNA of Tigriopus californicus, 1499 nucleotides long. Its product is annotated as high affinity cGMP-specific 3',5'-cyclic phosphodiesterase 9A-like. Gene Ontology annotation, molecular function: 3',5'-cyclic-GMP phosphodiesterase activity. NCBI's taxonomy places the organism in Eukaryota, Metazoa, Arthropoda, Copepoda, Harpacticoida, Harpacticidae. Gene Ontology annotation, biological process: cGMP catabolic process. The transcript has 8 exons. Bases 391 to 1347 code for a protein of 318 amino acids. The record is from RefSeq and is a predicted model, not a curated record.
UUCACAAAACAUGCCUGUGACAGGCGAGUUGUUAUACAUUCCAUGAGAAGUUGUUGAGCAUGCCUAGCUCGCUCAGUGUAAACAAAGAUUGCUUGAGGAAGAUCCUAAGCAGAACAAUCGGAAUCUCUCUUCUAUCUACGUAACUCCUCAAAGCAAGUGUUGAGUUUUGUUCAACAGACACAUAGCCGAAGGAUGGCUGCACCAAGUUCCGAAAUCAAGUUGGGAAAAGAGUCCAUGGUGUAAGAAUCGAGUCCUAAAUGCUGUCCGGUCCAUCCUGAUCAUUGGUUUCCCGAUCCUAACACGAUUUGUGGAGUGGAAUCGAUUGAUUAACGACUACGACUCUUUGAAACAAUAGGAACUAAUCCAGAGCACAACACGUACUCAAUCACCAUGAGCUCCAAAAAUACGCGAAGAAAAGUUCAAACCAGUUUGAGCAGUCCAGAAAUUGAUAUCUGGAGCUUGGACACAAAUCAAAUGAAAAAACUCAUGCUGGAAAUGUACGAAGAGCUAGAGUUGCUUCAAAUUCUACGCAUCGAUUCCUCAUGCAUUUCCCGUUUUCUGGAUGCCGUAGAAGGAUAUUAUCACUCCAAUCCAUUUCACAAUUUUCGUCAUUCCUUCUGCGUCACGCAAAUGAUGUUCGUCAUGAUUCAGGAGCUGACCCUGAGCAAAUACUUCCAGCCUUUAGAAUUGGCCGCUUUAUUAACGGCUUGCAUUUGCCACGACCUUGACCAUCCCGGCCUCAACAACACUUAUCAGAUCAAUGCAAAAACUGAAUUGGCCAGACGAUUCCGGGACAAAUCCCCGUUGGAAAACCAUCAUGCCGAGAUGGCCUCGUGUAUCUUGGAUGAUGUCAACUUGUUUCAGCAUCUUUCAUUGUCGCAACAAAAAGAAAUAAAAGAGGAUAUUACUUUCUUAAUACUAUCGACGGACAUGUCCCGGCACAAUGAUAUCUUGGGUCAGUUUGUGGCAAUUGCGGACCAAUUCGAUUUCAACAAUCCUCGACACCGAUCAAUUUGCAAAAGUAUGCUAAUUAAGGCUUGUGAUGUUUCUAAUGAGUGCCGACCAGUCAAUACCUCAGAAAAAUGGGUUGAUUGCCUGUUGGAAGAAUACUUCAACCAGAGUGACUUAGAAAAAUCGAGUGGACUUCCCUAUGCCCCGCAUAUGGACCGUGACAAGGUGACCAAAGCCAAUUCUCAAGUUGGCUUCAUUAGUGCCAUUCUCAUUCCCAUGUUUCAAUCUCUGACACGCGUCUUCCCCAGCAUUGAAACUUUGUUACUGAAGAACUUGCGAGAGGCUUUAUCACACUACGAGACUCAGGAUCAAUUAAAGGGCGACAACACUACGUAGAAGAAACAAGAACUAAUUGAACGAUUUCGUACAUAGCAAGAGCCCUCAGGAUACAAAACGUACAACCGGGUGUCACAUAAAUAACAACAGUACACUAGACAACCCGAUCUUGAUUAUAUAUAGAGAGAGAUUUAUUAAAGAUGAUUCAGUAA